ACGACGCGGGGAAGGGGAGGCGCGCAGCGCGCGUUCCGUGUCGCCCAUUGUUGUCCUCGUCGCGCGUAAUGGCCACCGCGGGCAUUCGUUAGCGCGUCGCACGGUACACCAUAUCGCAUCCCGGCCUAGCCCGAGCCACGGAUAACGCCGCGAGUCGCGUCCGGUUGCGAGAGCCCGCGUCCGGUUUUUAUGCCGUCGCCGCCGCCGCCGCCGCCGUUCGAAGCGCGGACAGAGUCCGAGCGAACGAGCUAGCGAACGAGGAAGCGGGAUAGAGCGGGUGAAAGGGAGCGACAGAGAGGAAACGACGUACGCGACGAGGAAGGAGCGGCAGCGGCCGCGCGCUUCGUACUCGCAGUCGCCGCAACCGCCACCGCGCCGCUCUACGCAGCCGACCAUGAUUUGCGCGGGCCGACGUUGACAAGCGUGUGACUCCGAAAGUGAUCAUUCGCGCGCGCUCCAAACCGCGUGCCGAAGCGCACGGAGCGCGUGGUUGGGCGAGCCAAGUCGAGCGCCGAUCCAAGCCAAGCCAAGGGUCCGGCGCCGAGCCAAGCCGAACCGAGGCGAACCGGACGAGGAGGUGAACGGAACGGAACUGUGCAAGUGAGCGAGCACCGAGCGCGCGCCGCACCGAUCGUCGCGAUUUUGGAUGACGCGGCCCCACGUCGGAAGCCGCCGCCGUCGCCGCCGCCGCCGCCGCCGUGAGUGUGAGGAAGCGUCCAUCGAAGCGCUUGGCGAAAUCGAACGCCAUUGAUUUCUCGCGCGGCUUCUACGGCGCGAUAAGAGCAUCGCGCGCGCAGUGGAAGAGCGCAUUCCUCUCGACCCGCUCUCUCACUCGUAGAUGCUGUACGUGAGCCGCGUCGUGGGCUACGGCGACGUGCACGCCCGCGCGUACUCGACGUACUCGAGCGCGCGAGGUCUUCGUGGUGCCCGCCGUGCGGAAGUUCGCGCCGCCACCGCCGCCGUCAUGGCAACUAGAGGAUCAUCGGUUACCGCUCGGCAGCCGGAGUAUUAACCCCGCGGCUCGUCGGACUAUUACACGGUCAAAGGCAAUACAUCAAUGGCCCUAGAAUCAAAUGGCAACAACGUGGUGUGGUUGAACACAACCCGUCCUGAUCAAAUACAGCAGAGUCAACCGAUCGAGCAGCCAUUGAAGUGUUCCAUGUUUACUCAAACAGAACAAACUAACAGUUUUACCCAGACGGAACAGAGCAAUUCGAGUUACGGAGAUCAGAGACAGCAGCAACCAGCAAUGUUUGACCCACAGCAAAUUCAGCAGCAGCAAGCUGCUGCGCAGGGUCAACAGUCGCAGCAGCAGCAGCAGACUCAGCAGAUGUACGUCACGCCGGACAAGAAGGAGGAUAAGUCUCAGCAGCAGCAACAGACGACUACUACCGAGUUCCCUCCCUCCUUCUACUACAACGUCAACAUGUUGCAGAAGGUUCAGACAAAUGCGGUGAGCACAAUCAGUGCAAUCACCGACGACAAAGGUUGUUACCGUUUCGAUGUUCAACCUGUCGGUUAUAAUACGUUGCUAAACCAGAUGAGCAUUGCCGCCGCUAAUGCGACCUUCAAGUGUGACAUUUGCGGCCUGGUCUUCGGCCACAUGAGCCUGCUCCAACAUCAUAAGCGGAUUCACAACUCGACGCCCAGCAAUUUGCAACAACAGCCACAGCAGAUUGUGGUGCAAACGCCGACAACAGUGACUGUCGCCACCACCCCGGACAGGCCGUACACCUGUGACGUUUGUGGAGCGUGUUUUGCAUUACCGGGAGAAUUAAAAAGUCACAAAACAAACAUGCAUCAAAAACCUAAGGUGCAAAUUUGUGAAGAUUGUGGCAGUGAGGACCCAUGCGAACAUCAUCCAACUAAAGUUAAAAAGACUAUCAAACCUGGUCAUCAUCCUGUGAAACGAAGGGGUGUCACCAGUGUCACCAAGUGUCACAAAUGCAACGGCACGGGGAUUAUUUUUAUUGGUAAACACGACGAAAAACUAGAUUCCGGAAUCAGUUCCCUCGCAAAGUGUGGCGGCUGCAAGGCUACAGGCCGCAUCGUCAUAGGAAGUGGCAAGCAAAACAGUCAAAAUCAGGCGGAAAAACCAUUUCACUGUAACGUUUGCGAUGGUACAUUUUCUCGAUAUUCUUCACUUUGGUCUCACAAAAGACUUCAUUCGGGAGACAAACCAUUCAAAUGUGAAGUCUGUGGUUUAGCCUUUGCAAAGGCUGCCUAUCUGAAAAAUCAUGGAAGAGUUCAUACGGGUGAAAAACCAUUCAAGUGCAACGUUUGCGGCAUGCAGUUUUCGCAGAGCCCGCACUUAAAGAAUCACGAGCGAAUUCAUUCCGGCGAGCGACCCUAUCAGUGUGAGGUUUGCGAAAAAACGUUUGCCAGACACUCAACGCUCUGGAAUCACAGGAGAAUUCACACCGGCGAGAAGCCAUAUAGAUGUAACAUCUGCGGUUCCGCCUUCAAUCAAGCUACGCAUCUCAAGAAUCACGCGAAAGUCCAUACUGGUGAAAAGCCGCAUAGGUGCGAUAUAUGCGAGAUUGGCUUUUCCGAUCGUUUCGCACUGAAGCGUCACCGUGCGAUCCACGAGAAGUACGGUCAGACCGCGCGAAACCAGAAUGCGAACAACCCGGCGAACGCACAGCAGGCCAACGCGAGUAGUCAGCAGCAGCAGUCGCAGCAGCAGCAGCAACCGCAGCAGGCACAACAAGGCCAAGUCGUGGUCGUAAAUGCGACUACUCCUGUCACCGUCAGCCAAGGGCAAGGCCAAGUUAUACUCGACGAGGUCUACAAGUGUCAGGUGGCCUUCCCAGAGCCUAAAUGAUUCAGCUAGAGAAUACCUUUCAGGAGCUGGUAAAGAGGUUAACUUUUAUAACCUUUUUUUAAAUAUUAAUCUCGAGAACGGCAAAAUCCAUGGAUAUAUGAUAGAAAGGAUAUGGAUUUUACUCUUGAAAGAGUCAAGUGAAUCCUGUAGGAGUGACUAAACGGCGCAUCUCUUUUUUCGCGUGUGUGUGUACGGCCACUGGGUGUACGGGAUUCUGUGAAGAAUAUUUAGCGACUGUCGAUAAAUUGGAUUUAGAUAUGGAUAAAGAUUUCAAGAAAAGAAACGAAAAAAGAAAAAAAAUAUAUGGACGGAAAGACUCUGCGUGAAGUUGCGCGAGUGAGAAAUUUCGUGAAAUGUAUCCUUGGAAGUUUAUUUCAUAAUAUACAAUUGGACGAUUUACAACCGCCAAGAUCAACGAAGUCUUUUUGUGUGAAGUAAUAGAGAAAUACGUCUACCUUUAUAUUUUGCCAUUCGGAAAAAGUGAAAGAACAAUUUAAUCGUAUCGCGGCAUACAUUUCGUAUAUAAUAGUUUUCUAAAAUAAAACGGAAAAUGUAAUAAUAAUCGUAUCAUUCUUUCUUACAUAUGUGUAAUAAUCGUUAAUUUGUCCAUGAGAACAAAAUUGCUAGACGUCUUGCCAGUAUUUCAUGAUUUCAUGAAUGGCAUUGUGCAAUAGUUCCGACAAAUAUUGCGAUUAGCCCGAUGAUAAAGUGUACUUUCGAAUGAUUGUAACAACGGAGGAUUGCGGCGGCAUGUGUUUCGGUAAUGUAAAGCGCAAGUAUAAGGUAUCGAGUAUUUUUCUCUUUUUUUUUUUUUUUUUUUUAACAAAUCGAAAAUAGUUGAGAGAUGUCCAAACCUCGGCCCUUCCGAUUUUUCUCGAUAUCAGCAGAGGAUAGAUUGUCAAUGUUUAAAAUUUAUAUACCUACAAGGUAGAAAAUAUCUAUUUAAUUUCGACCGCAUAAAUUAUUUAUCUGACAAAUGAUGAACGCGUGAGUAAGCAUGUAAUCGACGAGCAGAGAAUUCUGCAUAACGCCCGGGAAAUUUUGUACUUGCGGAUAGUGUGCGGAACGGAACGACAUCGCGAUUUGUGCGAGCCCUCUUCCGUCCAGUCAUUCGAGAUCAGAAAGCAUCGCAUCACUAAGAUGAUGACAACGAUCAUGAUGAAAGGCGGCGAAGGAGUAGUGCGGCAUACCUAUAUAACUUGCUGGGGCUGCAAUAAUAAUAGCGAAUAUCGACGGGCAAACUAAACCGUUUUAUAAUUUUAAGAGGCCGCGAACUAUAUGAGUAUAUUAUAACUGAUGAAUAGUUGCUAGUUUGUAACAAGUAGCCGAGCUAGAUUAUAUAUAUAUAUAUAUAUACAUAUAAAUAUAAAUAUAUAUAUGUAUACAUUAAUUUUUAUAUCCCCACUUGUUAAAGCGAUCCCGCACCGUCGCUACUUUAAGUAUCAAUGAUCACCAAACGAAUAGAUUGUACAUUGAUAGCUCCAUACAUUCACGAUUGGUGACUUGUGUGCUACACAGUAUCUUAUCUUCGAAGUUAUUAUUUGGAUACCUUCCCGAGAAUGUUCUUGCAACUGUUACGCAAUUUCAACCGCGCGGAUAUUUCUUUUUACUGUUAUUUCAUUAUUUUUUUGCAUCUUUAUUUGUGAACUCGUCAUUCGAGCUACUAUCGAACAACGUCUCUUCUCUUUCUUUUUUGUAUAAUUUUAAAAGAUUUUAUAAUGCAAAUUGUGCGAAGGAGACAGAUAUAAACAUAAACGGCUUGAGGGUGUCCCAAAUAAUUCUUUUUACACGAAAUUGAUCUACUACGGAGUAUUACGAGACGAUCAGUCUACGUGAUUGCCAAUAAAUUCGACUUUCGCACGGAAUCCGGAAUUGGGGAUAUUUCUCUGUUUUACUAAUUAACUUGUAAAAUAAAGGUACGCAAUUACAUAAUUUUACUUUUAUAUGAUAGCAAUACCUGUUACAGUAUUUUCGAUUAGGCUAGCCUCUUCAUGCUGGAUUACCUAUCCUCGUUUUCGGUUUUUCGGGAUUAGAAUAGAGCUGUCUAAGCCGUGAUUCACCCGCAAUUAAUUUUAUAGCUCGUUUAUCACCCCUUCGUGUUGCAACAUUGCCGCGUUUGUAACUUUUGCGAAAUUGUAGGAAAGAUGGCAAAUAGUCUUGCUACGUAAUGGCUUAGAUAAGCUCCAAUAAAUACGGUUAAAGACGGAGAAACUAGUGGUGAUAUACGCGCUCGAAGUCGAACUGUCGGGGAGUCACAGAUUAGAUACACCUAAGUUAAAAUAUGAAUCAUAGUCAGCACGUAAUGCAGCAUCGUAAGUUUUAUCACGAAACGGCAAUACUUGGUUCUCUCUUUCUGUAUUGCGAAAAAAAGAAAUUCCGUUUCAAAUCGACGCAUGAAUCCAUCUUCUAUUUCGAUUAUGAUCACGAGGAUGUAAAACAGAAUAAAGAUAUCUUCGAUCCUAACACUUAGUACAUUCUGCACAGGAGCGACGUUUCUUCUUUUUCUCUUAACGUUUGUUCAGAGAGAACCCAUCCUGAUAGGUAGUUUUUAUCGAAGCGGGAACGUCACACUUCAGUAUUCUGUAUAUUUACUAGAGUAGGCGCAGAUUAUUCGAUUGUGUUUCAUUGCAGACAGUAUUAUUAAUUGUCAUGCCUUUUUUCGGGGUGGUACAUACAUACACACCAAACAAACGAACAACGAACAUGAAAAAAUUUUCAAUCAACAAAAUAAAUUUAAUUAGAAUCCAUUCCGAAAAGUUCCACAAUGUUCCCAGGGCACGUAUUAUGAAACUUUUCGGAAUGGAUUCCGAUCGGAAUUGUUCAGUUAUUUCUCAGAUUUCUAUUGUCUCUUCUAGGGAAAACGGAAUAAUUCCAAUCGGAAUCUUCGCGCGGUCGAACAAUUCGACAAAAAUUUGCAUUUGCUGUUAAAAUUUAAAGAAUUCGUUGCUUGUUUGUUCGUUGCGCAUACACUCUUACCCGCGGACGAUUUAUGAACUUUAAAAAAAGUAACGCGAAUAGGGUGACAAUAAAGCGACUCUUGUACGUUUCACAAUCAUGUCCUUGUAAGAUUAGAAGAAAAUGCGCAGUAUUGUCGUACAAUACACGCUUAGCUGUUAAAUUAGACGCAGGGAUUUUUUUUUCGAAAUAUCUCAAAUCUCCGUGAUUCAUCCGAUCCGACCAGUAAAAGAAAUUAUUUUAGUUCGUUCAUGUUUAUUUUUGUGCGACGGUCGAAAGUUGAAUAACAUUCAACGAUAAUUGACGUGCGUGAACGUCUGAUAUACAUAUGUUUUAUAUCAUUUUGUCUUAUCGACUUUUUAGUAUUUUCUCUCAAAUAAAUUUCGCAUGUUUAUAUAUUAAUUUUAUAAAUUUACAAAACUGGGAAAUUGUCUACAGUUUUAUUGCGUUGUAGAAAUUUUGAAUAUGAUCGAACGUUUGUGUACAGAAGCACAGUUAUAUCUACGUCCACCUGCAGAUACAAGAUUAUGAACUACGAUUAAAAAUAUUUCAAAACCGAAUAGGAGGGCUCUAAUCGGCGUCGCGGAAUAACAUGAUGUAAAACAAAAAAAUAUACAAGACUAAUAAGAAUCACGGCGCGAUUGAUAGCGGCAAUAUGAGCGAUGUUCUCGACACGAUGCGUUUUCAAUUAAUAUUCACGUGAAACCUAUUUUUGGGGGAAAAAGUCUCUAUUUUGAUUACAUCGCUAACUCUAUUGAAACUGUGAUUAGACGGUCAAAUUUACGGUAGUAACACGGCUUAAAUAAGCGUCCACAUCAAAACUUAAGACAAAUACUCUUAGAACUGUUCACGAACGAAUACUUUGCGUUGACGAGCGCGCGGACGAAACCAUACUUUUGUACACUUAUACCUGCGUUGAAAAACUCCUAAUUAAGGAGUCGAGAAGAAUUGUGAAAAUCGCAAGAUAACCAAAGCGAGGUGUAUGAAUGUAAUUACGAAUUGUUAGCGCGACUCGAAUCAGUACUUCUAAGUAACUUGUCGAGAAUUGCUGCAGCAGAUACGGCGCUGCGUCCCAAAAUGUGUUAUUACUUCAUUAUCACGUUUAAAUAUUUUUUUGCAGAUCUAUUAGUCCGAUCCGGUUUUUAUUUCGCACGUUCAGAUUACGAUUGCGACAUGGCGGAAAUAAUCGUGCGAAGAGAGAGAAGCGAUUUUGAGCGGUGUGUCUUCCCGCAGCAAUUCCAUGCUCCGAGAUAUUUCGUAGGUGAGGAACUCGCAGAGCUUCCGUUUGAAUCAAAAUCGUCUGGAAGCGUCUUCCUUAAUCUCAGUGUACUCUGAUUUGCCGAGAUUUCGCGAUUUCGUUAUACAUACGCAUCCGUGAAACGAAGCCCCAUGCCUGAGAGGUCCCGGAAAUAGUUUUUCACCGCUAUUUCGUCACUAUUCUCGUGCAUCCGUAUAUUCCGUAUCGAGUGCAAUUCAUCAAGCGUAUCGAACGAACGAGCGGCUCGCCGAGGUACGACUAUAAUUUUGCACUGUUUAAGGGUCGAGGUUUCGGAACGGUGAUUACGAAACCGUAUUGUUUCUCCGACAAUGUAACUUGCGUUCCCGGAAGAAUAUCACGUACGGAUCCCUGAAAUCCCUUCAGAUAAACAUCCGACCCUCCCAACGUGGAACUCUUAAUGGCCUGAAAACGUCAACCGUUUUGCGCUUACUGUAAUUUUGUAUUUACGCAGAGAAGAGGCGUUAACGCGCAUCCGCGCCGAAUUUGUAUAUUUCCAUUUGCCGAAGCGUACUAUUUUUUUAAUUGUAGCAUCUUACUGUCCUAUAUAUCCAACUCGAUGUAAUUAACUAUCAUUUUGACGCAUUCAUCAUGUACGAAUGAAGGAGGUCACACCACGUGCGGAUUGAUUUGUCACGCUCCUUCGCUGGAUUAAUUUACGAUAUAUAUAUAUAUAUAUAUAUAUAUAUAAACGAUAGUGGUGAUUUUUUUAUAAUAAAAUACGUUCCUAAUGAAUUAUCUGUUCUUUAUAUGUCGUACAAAUAAGCGUAACGAUAUUCUGUAAAGGCGAUAUUCUGAUACCGAAUACUGUGGAUGUCGUUACCUGCUGAGCGACAAAAUUUAAAUUAGGAUUAAACGGCCUCUCGUAACGUAAGGAAGACUUAAAAAAAGGGGGAAGAGAAGUUUGCAAUUUUUUUAAGCUAAUUGACGCAUUUAUCGCGCGUAUACGAUGACACGUGUGGGCUUAACUUUUUAUUCACUCUACCCGAUCGAAGAACAUUUUGAUAAUUGUAAAAAGAAAAGGAAGAGAGGAGAAGAACUGUCGCGAUCCGCACAUCCUUACAAAGUAAAGUGGAAAGGAAAUGUGCUAUUAGAAUACCAUUGCUACGAUCCACCCUGUGUCGGUACUUUCUAUCGUUAGUUUUACGGGAAUGCUGGAUACCAACACGUCUUCUUUUUAACCCCCGCCUCCACUCGAAUCAUUUAAUUCGACUAUUUUGUAGUAAGACGGCGAUGUACGCAAAGGGAUGUAUCUAUAAUACGUUACUUUGAUGUAAGUUAAAGGUCAUCUCGCAUUAUUAUGCUCUAUCUCUAUAUUCCUGUCUCUUUCUUUGACCCACCCCAAUCAUGAGUUCUCAAAAUUCGCAAACGAGAGGAAUCGCUUCCUUUGCCAUCAAUUGUUUCGUUUAUCGCGGCCACGAACCGGAACUCGGUGGACUCUUGUUCGCCCGGAAUAUUGUUGAAAAAAGUUAAAAGGUAAUGCAACAUUCAUUGCGGCUAUUCAGUAUCAAGUUUUCACGGGCAACCUAAAAAAAUGUUUUAGAAAAUAGAAUAAAAACUCAAAUUAAUUUUAUCAGAAUUUUACCAGGUUUUGAAGAAACUCAAUCUGGAGUGCCGUCUAGAAAAUUAAGACGCUUUUUGGGCGGCUCUUACGCAUCUUUUUGAUUCCGAUUGAAGAACCUCUCGCUCCUCCAAACGAUUAAGUGUUUUCCACCUGAAAAUAGGCCGAGUAAAUUGAUUCCGGAUAACGGAGAGUCUGCUGCGAGUUACGGCCGUCACCGAUAAGCUCGUUUUACUUACUUAUAUGAGGGGGCAGAAAGGAGGAAAAAGAAGUCGUAAGAAAAGACGUCACUUUUAGAUUAGUCUACUGUCAAUAUACCUAGAACGGUAAUUUUGAAUGUAACGUGUAUCAUACUUGAUUAUCCGCUUAGAUAACGUGCAAACCGUACCGAAUAAAGAAAACUAGCGCAUGAUUAUAUCAGAUCUUAGGUGAUAACAAUAAAUGAUGUCCGAUAUGGACAUUUUCAUUUUU
This is a messenger RNA of Temnothorax curvispinosus, 9087 nucleotides long. RefSeq names its product zinc finger protein 2-like. The transcript has 9 exons. Gene Ontology annotation, cellular component: nucleus. Lineage: Eukaryota; Metazoa; Arthropoda; Insecta; Hymenoptera; Formicidae. Bases 1058 to 2824 code for a protein of 588 amino acids. The record is from RefSeq and is a predicted model, not a curated record.